This is a messenger RNA of Agrilus planipennis (emerald ash borer), 1259 nucleotides long. It is a transcript of the gene BNIP3, whose product is annotated as BCL2/adenovirus E1B 19 kDa protein-interacting protein 3. Gene Ontology annotation, cellular component: mitochondrial outer membrane; mitochondrial envelope; nucleus. Gene Ontology annotation, biological process: positive regulation of apoptotic process; mitochondrial outer membrane permeabilization. The transcript has 3 exons. The record is from RefSeq and is a predicted model, not a curated record. Bases 156 to 716 code for a protein of 186 amino acids. NCBI's taxonomy places the organism in Eukaryota, Metazoa, Arthropoda, Insecta, Coleoptera, Buprestidae.
UAGUGUUGACUGUUGUCAAGUCACGUAGCUGAUGUCAGAGAGGUAGAUUUUGCGUAUGGAGUUUUGUGAGUAUUUUUGGAGCAGUAACAACAGUAUUUAUUAGUAGUGAAUUUGAGUAUCUGAAGUGAUUACAUUCUCAAAUAAAGAAAUAGACGAUGUCAUCCUCAAAAUCGAGCGUAGACGAUCUUCUUGGGGAAUCUUGGGUUGAUGUUACUACAACACCAACCUGCGGAUCACAAGGGGGUGGAACUCCAGGAUCUGUAACUCCUCAAAUUAAUGCAGAAGAGUACUUACGUCUCCUACGUGAAGCUCAACGGGAAUCGAAUCAAUCAUCAGCUAGGGUUUCUUUAGCUGGCUCUAGAAGGGAAUCACCUAGAAGCAGCCCUAAAUCACCACCGAAUAGUCCCGUCCAGGGGACUCCACUUAUUAUGGAAUGGCAGUCAUACUAUCUAAACACUGAACCAAAAGAUGAUGCAGACUUAUUUAGUGAUUGGAGCAGUCGCCCUGAUCAAUUACCGCCGAAGAAUUGGAGUUUCCGCCAUCCAAAGAGGGACGUCCUCAGUAUUCGUUAUGCAAGAGUGGGAAAUAGUAGCAUAUUUUCGCGAAAAGGUCUUUGCACUUUGUUUUUAACCAAUUUGAUUUCACUUCUCCUAGGCACUGGAGUAGGUCUGUGGCUAAGUAGAUACGGCCUGUUCGUUAGCGCUAAAGUGCGCUAGAAGCUAACUCACAUUUCGUGCCACAUAAUUAUAUAAUACAAUAGAUAAAGCAUCUGCACGAUUUUAUAUAAUUAAUUAAUGAUAAUAAUAAUACAACUGUGUAUUUCGACAUGUCAACAAGUACGUGAACGAAAUAAUUGAUUUUUGUACUAUUUUAUAGGACUUAAAGUAAAAUAUAUUUUAUUUAAUAACAAAUUUUUUAAUAAACCUAACUAAUGUAGACAAAGUACAGAAUAUAUGCUUUUUUGUUUUUUUUUUUUUAGUUUAUUGUAGCUCGAAAUCUAUUUUAUUAAUCGUAAGUUAUUAAAUGUCGUUAGGCCCUUAUGUUAUCUCUCUAUAUAAUAUAUAGAAUAUAUAAGUACAUAUGUGUAUAAUUUAAUGUGUACAAAAGCAGUGUAAAUGAAGAGUUUAUAAAUGGAUAAAGUUAUUAACGGAAAGAACCAAGCUGUGAUGAAGAAUUCGUCCUUUAUGCUGCUUAUUGUCACAAUCAAAAUCAGAAUAGACAUUUGUUUGAAUUAAUCACUAUUAAAUUUUUUAAGUAAA